Saxophila tyrrhenica is the source of this 1584-nucleotide messenger RNA. RefSeq lists its product as uncharacterized. Bases 1 to 1584 code for a protein of 527 amino acids. NCBI's taxonomy places the organism in Eukaryota, Fungi, Ascomycota, Dothideomycetes, Mycosphaerellales, Extremaceae. Gene Ontology annotation, molecular function: carbohydrate:proton symporter activity. Gene Ontology annotation, biological process: transmembrane transport; carbohydrate transport. The record is from RefSeq and is a predicted model, not a curated record. Gene Ontology annotation, cellular component: membrane. The transcript is spliced from 8 exons.
AUGGCGCCCCCAAACACGACCAAAGACAAACAGGACCAGAUAUCCUUCCUUGAGCGCUUCCAAUACUUCAAUGGCAUUCUAGUCUUCAUCAUGGUCUACAUGGCCUUCUGCGCCUUCAAUUUCGGUUUCGAUGUCGGAACGUUUAGCGGCGUACAGGCUAUGGCGCCAUUCGUGCAGAAGUUCGGUCACUACGAUGCACAGAGCGACGAGUAUGUGCUGGCUGGCUGGUUGCGCUCCAUCAUGACGGCGACACCAUUCAUUGGCAAGGCCUUGGGUGCCAUAUCCUGCGGCAUGAUUGCAGAACGCUGGGGUCGUCGCGCUGCCAUCUUGGGUCUCUGCAUUGUCUCGUUCAUUGGUGUAGCGUUGCAAACCUCAGCGGUCGAGUCCGCGCAGUUUACUAUUGGACGCAUCAUUACCUACGCUAUGACGGGCAUGGCCGUCGUUGUCGUCCCAAUCUACCAGUCUGAAGUCGCUCCCCCUCAGCUGCGCGGAAUGUUCGCCUCCACGAUUCAAGGCAUGAUCGUUCUCGGGCAAGUCAUUGCGGCUGUCAUCUCAUACGGCACCCAGCGCCUCUCGACCGAUGCAGCUUGGCAGAUUCCGAUCGGCCUCCAGCUCGUGAUGCCCGGUCUGAUCUUUGUGCUGCUGCCGAUCUUGCCGGAAUCUCCCCGAUGGUUGUUGAGCCAGGAUCGAUAUGAUGACGCUGCCAAAAACAUGCGAAAGCUGAGAAAGAAGGCGACGGAAGAGGAAGUCAGCUUCGAACUCGAGAGCCUCCGACAUGUCGAUGCCAAUUCCCACAAGGGCAGCUGGGCAGAAGUGUUCGACAGUAAGAAUAGGCUCCGUACCGGUAUUGCAGUGUUCGCAAUGUUUGGGCAACAGAUCACGGGCCAAGCAUUCCCCUCGCAGUAUGGCGUUGUUUUCUACCAGUCGCAGGGCUACGCGAGCGAAUCCUUCCUUUUCAACAUCGUGCAGAACAUCGUCUCACUGGUGGCCGUCCUACUGGCCUUGCUCGUUGUCGACAGCAUGGGACGUCGAACGAUGCUCCUCUGCGGUGGCUCGCUAAUGGGCGUCUUCAUGCUCAUCCUCGGUGGCUUGGGCACCAACCCCAACACACUCUCGCAAUCCGGGAAAGAUACAAUGGUGGCGUCAUUGAUGUUGUUCCAAUUCUUCUUCAACAUUUCGUGGGCGCCAGUAGCCUACGUCGUUGUAUCCGAAGCGGCUGCCUCGCGAGUCAAGGAGAAGACCAACCUUUUGGCCAUCGUCGUGUCCGUGCUCACCACGUUCGUCACCUCCUUCACGGUGCCAUACCUGAUCAACGAAGAGUAUGCCAACCUCGGCGGCAAGCUGGGCUACAUCUACGGCGGCAUCAACGUCCUGAUGGUCAUUGGAGUCUUCUUUAUCAUUCCGGAGUUGAAGAACCGGAGUCUGGAAGAGGUCGAUCAGCUCUUCGCCAGUGGAGCUCCGUUGAGGACGUUUUCCAAGAUCACUACUCAGAACGCGGAGCAGCUGUAUGAGAAAGAUGCUUUGUCUAAACCGCAUGGCGUUGUUGAGCUUAGGGAGGACUCGGAUGGGACGGGAAAGAACUAG